Messenger RNA from Oncorhynchus mykiss (rainbow trout), 1116 nucleotides. RefSeq names its product trypsin-3. Gene Ontology annotation, biological process: proteolysis. Lineage: Eukaryota; Metazoa; Chordata; Actinopteri; Salmoniformes; Salmonidae. The record is from RefSeq and is a predicted model, not a curated record. Gene Ontology annotation, molecular function: serine-type endopeptidase activity.
UAGAACCGCAUGACAUCAUGCUACUGAAGUUACCUGAAUCUGCCAAGACAACGAUUGAUCCGGUGAAUCCUCCUGACUGUUUAACUACACCUGGGUCACCUGGGCCUUCACAAGCCAAACAGAGAAAAACAGAGGACAGUGGGAAGACAUCUAAUCUAAAACUGGGUGAUACAGUUCAGAUCGCAGGUUAUGGUGGCACCCAAACUGAUUCUGAUGGUAUGAAAGUAAGUGGUGAAUCAGACACUCUGAAGUGUGCGAGGUUUGAAGUUAUGAGCUGUGAUAAGGUAACAGAACUAUUAACUUAUAAAACGUGUAAAGAUGAGUUUGAAGAAAGAAGGAAAAAAGAGCACUUCUUCUGUACUAAAAGGGACACAGUGGAUGCCAGUGAAGGUGAUUCUGGGGAAGGUGUGGUGUUUGAUGGGGACCAGCUGUAUGGUGUUCAUAUAGAAAGCGGUGGAAAAGCAUGCAGUUUACCAGGCGUUGUCAUGGAUGUCUGCGAGUACAAACGUUGGAUUUGGAAAAUCACUGGCAUUAAGACCUGGGAGACCAAGUCUUGAAAGUUGAUUUAAUUAACAGUAAAAAGCUGAUCACUGUAUCCUAAUAAACCAUAAAGAGAUUUUAGAUCUCCGUACAUUAACUCAAACUUAACUAGGACACAGUAUAUUCACUGAUGUAUGAACUAAAUAUGCAUUGUUGAGGCAAUUAAAGCAGGUCUACUCUAUUCUACUUUUUGUGUCUAUUGUACUGUUUACAUUGACAUACGGUAUAGAGGGGACAGAAGAGGAGAAAAGAGUUCCAUUAACAACACAAAUCAGGUUAGACAGAUUUUACUGUUAAGCUCUUAGUAAGGAGAAGAAGGAAUCGUUGCUGGAUUUUGGAUUUCCCAUUGAUUCUUAUAAGAGCUGUCAGACUUCAGUUGAGAUCAAUCUAGUCAAUUGAAAUCUAGUUUUUAAGUGGCAGUACUACUAUACUUGAAUGCUCAAACUGUCAGUCUCAUGUGGCUUUGUUACUCCAAAGACUAUCUGUCAUCUUUGGAAUUUAAGUUCCAUUUUUAUGUGCACUUCUUUGAAACUCCUGUGUGUCUUUCUAAGCAGGCCACAGCCUCUCCCCUCUCUC